UGGGUUAGGGCAUGUAAUUUGGAGGGCAAUUUUUGCCGGCAAUGGGGCUGUACAAGAAUCUGGAAGAAGAAAUAGAAACCCUUUAAACAAUGCAAGUCACCUAAGAUGGCGACCUGAGAAUUUUAAGUAAUCUAAGAGGGUGACAUAUACUUUGAUAGAAAAGAUCAUUUUUCUUCCACUAGGAAGAACCUAGGUUGGGAGGAAGAUGAGAAUCAAGAGUUGAGUAGGCUGCAUUUCCAAUCUUGACUUUGGACAUGGCAUCUCUCUCUUCUGUGUCUGUCUUCCCAUGGAAACUGGGGAUAACAAUGGGUUGCUGGGGUAGUUACAGAGUUAGCACACUUGCCUUGUACGCCACAUGGAGUGUGGUGGCACUCGUUAAUGCCAGCUCAGACUAACUCGUCUGUGUCAAUGCUGCUGCUAAAACAUCCCCAUUUUCUUCUGUUUCUCCUGAUAUUAUCUGUGCUUAUCACUCCUCAUCAGCCUCCAAAGACACUUCCUCCAAUUCAUUCUCUGUAUUUAAAUAUUCAAAACACUUCCUUCAAAAAAACGUUGCAGGGCUGGAGGUGUGGCUCAAGUGGUAGAGCUCCUGCCUUGCAAGUGCAAGGCCUUGAGUUCAAACCCCAGUACCACCACCAAAAAAAAAAACACGUUGCAAUUGCAUAUCAAGGCCUUGGGAUAAAGGUCUACCCUUUGGCUUUAGUUCUAGGAUGGAUCUCCCCAGUCUCCCAUACACCUGGUACUUUCCAGUCACUGUAAACCCCUGAAGGGUUGGUCCAAGGAGCCUGGUCACUUUAUGCCUCUCUUCACCUUUUUGAGUAUGCUGCUCUCCCUGGGCAAAAUCUCUCCCAAUCCAGGCACUGCCUUCUUGACAAAGGCCACCUUGGUCUGGAGGUGAUUGUGGCCACAGAGACAGGGGAAUGGCUAGGGUGGUCAUAGUUACUGGGUGUCACCUAAGCAUCCUCUGCUCACCUGUGUGGCUGUUUUCAGGACCUACUUCAUUUAAGCCCAGUGUUUUACAGGACUCUCCUGUGUCACAGGACACCCAAGGGCCCCACAGUGACAGGACUUGUUUUCCCACAGCUCCUGAGCAGCCCCUCAGCCCCUCCCAAGGAGAACCAGCUUGGAGCACAGGCUGUGACAGGCUCGUGGCUAUACAAGGCCGGUUAGACAUCAUGGAAGAGAUGGUGGAAAAGACAGUGGAACACCUGGAGGUGGAAGUCAAAGGCCUACUGGGCCUGCUGGAGGAACUGGCCUGGAAUCUGCCCCCAGGGCCCUUCAGCCCUGCCCCUGACCUUCCUGGAGAUGGUAAGCAGCUCAGUCAGCAGAGAGGAGACCCUGGGCCUCUAUUACCUGGGACACAAGUGUACCCUGCACAUGCAGGGGGCCACCCUGUGCAUCCAAGGGACCAAGUGGGCAGAUCCGCCCACCUUGCACACACAGGGCAGCGGUAGCAGCUGCACCACCCUGAGAAGCCACUGUCUUCCUCCUCCAUCCUCUUUCAAUCUCCCUUCUGAGGGUUCACUGCUGUUCCAGCCCCCUUGCCCUGGGCAUCCCCCUGAUGGGCAGUGGCACAGUUAUCACCUGCUCCCUUCUUGAGCCCUGGGUUCCCUGACAGAGGACUGGAAGCAUUGGGGAGGAAGCUGCUGGGCACCAAGAGGAUGAGGGGACCCUUCUGCGCCCCCUGCUGCUCACUGAGGGGCACACCUCUCUUUCAGAUCACUUCUGACGGCCAGAGCCCAGGAACUGGAUGUAAUGCACCUGCGGACUGCACCCCUCUAGGAACCAAGCCAUCUCUUCUCACCCUCCUUCCCCUCCUUUGUGUGAAAUAAAAGCUACUACUUUGGUCCCAUGUCUGGUGAUAGUGACAUCUAUAACCACAGCCCCUUCUCCUACCCCAUCCCCUAAGGCCUGCAUCCCACUCUAGGAUCAGACCUAGGGCCCCCUGUCAGGCUGUGCUUCAGCCCUUGUUAUUUAUUAGAGACGAGACAGGGCAGGGUUUGGUCCAAGAGGCGAGGUACCUGAGACCAGGACCACAGUGGGACACAGCACAAGGCUCUUUAAAUUAGUCUUGCUACUCAAACCGUGGCCACAAAAGAACAGAGCUCCACGAGAAAUCUUGUCAGAAAAGCAGGAUCUUGGGUCCCACCCAGACAUCCUGAAUCAGAAUCUGCUAUUAGCGAGGUCAGCCAGGCAACUUGUGUGCCCAUCAAAAAGCUCCCCAUCCUUGUGCUGGGGACAGACCCACUCCGCCAUUGAGUCUCUUUAAAAUUGCUUGAGGUAAAAUUCAUACACCAUAACGACCAUUUCUAACCUGUAUGAAUUUGGUGUUUCAGGACAUUGACCACUGUCUAAUUCCAGGCCUUUCAUCACCCCAGACGGAACCCUGGCUCUAGUAAGUGGUUGCUUCCCAUUCCCAUUUCCACCAGCUCCCCGGAAACCACCAAUCUUUGUGGCUCUAUGGACUCACCUAUUCUGGAUACUUUGUAUAAAUGCAAAAAAGUGUAGAUAUGUAAUUUAUACAAAGUAAACGGUCUUUUGUGUCUGAGCACAUCUUAAAGAUCCAUCCAUGUUACAGCGCGUGUCAGCACUUCACUUGUCUUUGAUUGAGAAGUGCUCUAUUGUGUGGAUAGACCAUUUUGUUCAUCCAUCAGUUAGUGGAUGUUUGGAUUGUUUGCACAUUUGGGCUACUAUGAAUAAUGCUGUUAAGGACAUUCAUUUAUGAGUUUUUGUGAGGCUCUAUGUUUUUGCUCCUCUAGUAUAUGCCUAGGAAUAACGUUGCUGAAUCCAGUGGUAGCUCUGUUUAACCUUUUGAAAAACCAUCAAACUGUUUUGCACGGCAGCUGUUCCAUUUCACAUUAACACUGGCAAUGUUAGGUUGUGGAGUUUUCACAUGCCCUAUCAGAAAUUUUUCAUUUUCUAUUUUUAUUUUCUUGGUUUAUCAUUAAAAUGGGUCUUUUCAAAUCGAGAUGAGGGGUUUUCCUUUUCAUUUUAUUAAUAACAUGUAUCAUUUUGAUUUUCAUUAUUCUAAUAACCCUUACAUUCCUGGGACAAACCUCAGUUCAUCCUGAUGAAUAAUCCUUAUUUUGCUCAGGAUUUUUGCACCCAUAUUGUGAGGAUAUUGCUCUGUAGUUUUCUUAUGAUGUCUGUAUGACUUUGGUAUCAGGGUAAUACUUACCUCAAAGAAUGACUACAUUUAUUUGGAAGAGUGAGGAUUGGUUUAACUUUUCUUUAACCAUUUGAUAGAACUCACCACCUGCCUCUAGGCUUUGCUUUGCUGGAAGUUCUAUGAUCUAGAGUUUCUAUUUCUUCCUGAAUCAGUUUUGGUAAUUCACAUAUUUCUACAAACUUAUCCAUUUUCUCUAGAUGUCCAAUUUGUUGGCUUACAAUUUUUCUUAUUUUCUUAUCCUUCCUGUUGUUUCUAUAAAGCUAGCAAUGUCCCCGCUUUCAUUCCUGACUUAGUAAUUGAGCUCGCUCUCCCUUCCCCUCCACCUCUUUCCUUCUCUGCCUAGCUGAAGGUUUGUUAAUUUGGUUCAUAUUUCUUGGUACCGGGGUUUGAACUCAAGGCCUUGUGCUUGCUAGGCAGGUAUCUACCACUUGAGCCACUUCUCAAGCCCAUGUUUUAUAUUUUUACAGAAACUUUUUUUGUUUAACUGGUUUUAAUGCUUUUCUAUUUCCCAUUUCAUUUAACCUACCCUCUAAAUCAUUUAUUUCCUUCAGGCUGGUUGGGGUUGAGUUUGCACUUUGUUUUCUAAGUCCUUAAAGUGGAAAUUUGGUUAGGGAUUUCCAUCUCUUUUUUAAUAUAGGAAUUUACAGCUGUAAGUUUUCCUCUGUACACUGUUUUCACUGCAUCUCAUGAAUUUUGGUGUACUGUGCUUCCAUUUUCAUUAAUCUCAAAGUAUUUCCUAAUCACCCUUGUGAUUUCUUCUUCGGCUCUUUUUUAAAAAAAAGUUUUAACUUCCACAUAUUCAUAAAAUUUCCAGAUUUUCCUGUUUUUGUUAUCUAAUUUCAUUCCAUUGUGGGCAAACUUUAAAUUUUUAGUUUAUGUUCUAUGUAGAGAAUUUGUUGGCUGGGAUGUUCUACAUAUGCCUGUUAGAUCUAGUUUGUGUUCACAGUUUCCUUCAUCUCUUUGGGCUUUACUUACAACUGAUUUAAGUCUUUAUCUGGUAAGUCCAAUGUCUGGGUUGUUCUCUUUUUCCUGUGUAUGAGCCAUAUUUUGGUUUUUGUACAUCUCAUCAUUUUUGUUGAAAACUAGACAUUCUGAAUACUAUAGUAUGGCAACUCAGGAAAUCAAAUUCUUCUGUCCUCAGUUUAUUGAUGCUCUUUGUUGUAGCUUAGUGAAUUUUCUAAACUUUUUUCUUUUGGGGGCAGUACUAGGGUUUGAACUCAGGGCCUCAUGCUUGUUGGGCA
Messenger RNA from Castor canadensis (American beaver), 4407 nucleotides. The record is from RefSeq and is a predicted model, not a curated record. NCBI's taxonomy places the organism in Eukaryota, Metazoa, Chordata, Mammalia, Rodentia, Castoridae.